AUGUUUUCCAUAUUAGUUCAGAGCCUUCUCUGUUUCCAAAUAGCAGCCGAGCUGGGCUUAUGGUGAGAGGAGGCUUUGGCAGGGAGGGGAAGGGAAGGGGAGAGAGGCAGACGGCAGGCAGGCUCAUCCACCCCAAACAGUGCAACAGUAAAAGUCGAGAGUACAGAAAAGGAGAAGAGUGUAAAGAAAGGAGGAGAAAUGGGGCAGGGGCAGAAAGGUUCCUCAGACAAGAAGGAGGGCAAGAAGAAGAAGAAGAGAGAUGAAAGCCCAGCGCCAGAGGACGGCCAUAAGUGCAGAGUCUGUCGCUUCCCUCUGCUCGUCGCCCUGCUCCAGCUGCUGUUGGGGGUGGCCAUCACAGUCGUGGCCUUCCUUAUGUUGGCCAUCAGCCCCUCACUUCUGGCCAGGGAGACGCCACACUGGGCUGGAAUCAUUCUGUGUUUAGUUUCCAUCGUGGGCUUCAUCCUGUACUGCAUCACCUACCGCCGUGACGAGAGAUCGUCUUUGCAAUUCUGUGUCAAGCUCCUGUACUUCAUCCUGUGUACAAUCGGCCUGGUUAUUUCAGUGCUGGUUAUGGCGUUCGCCGGACACCACCACAGACAGGCCAAUAGCUUCAGCUGUGAGCAGAUGGGAGAGGACUGUGUGUGUACGCUGGAUGAAAACGACCCAAUAGCCCGCACCUUCAUCUACGAGGGAGUCAGCAGCUGCGAGGACAUCAACGGGACACUCUCACUCUACUUCCUGAUCCAGAUCCUGCUGAACCUGGCCCAAGCAAUAGUCUGUGCCGUCGGUGCCUUUAUCAUGUGGAAGCACCGUUAUCAGGUCUUCUUCGCCGGCCUACAGAUCGGCUCUCCCUCCUCUCAGCAGUGGCACAAGGUUUAACACCAUGAUGACAGAGUUGAUGGGAUGACUGCGAUCAGUCAGAUCAGGUUGGAGGGUAGUGCCAGCAGUGUGAUUACACUCUGUGGGAAGGAGACAUUUGCCUUUUUGGUGUGUGCCGAAGUGUGUUUUCUUUGAUAUGAGUUUAUAUUAACCUUUUGUGGUAGUUGUAUUAUUAUGGCUUUUUGCACAGAUUUUGUAUACCAUAUAAGUAACUUUAUACUUCUAGUUUCCAGUGUUAUAAAAGAUAACUUGAAUAGAUGAAAGGAGCAAAACAAGUGGUUUAUUUAUAGAUAAUUUUUCCACAUUUAUAAUUAUCUUGCUCUCGUGACGUACAUAAUAUAAUCACAAGACAAAUUAUGAGCACAACACUGAAACCAAAAUAGCUAAUUUUGUUAUGCACUUGACUCCAAAAAUACACACAAUAGCAACAUUUCCUUUGGUUUGAGUUACUGAGUUUUAAUGAUCAUGAUUAGUUCCAGUAAUGCUUUGAGUGGCAAACUGAAUCACUGUGUUGUCGGAUUAGGUUUGCAAAAUGUUAAAUAGCACUGCCUUAAGCUUUGUUUUCACUCAGAAAAAAAGUCAAAUUUUGUCUAAAUGCUGUAGCAAAUAUUAGCGACACAUCCUUUUACGUCUUAAUUCUAAAAAAAAAAUCUGUAUUAGUUUAUUGCCUUUCAGUGUUUGACACACAACAGAAGCAAACUAGGUGCAUUAACUCCAUGAAUAUCCUCUCUUUUGUCUCCUUUUCUACUAUAUAAACUGCAGCUCUGUAAAUAUCGCAUAAAAACUUGAUAUAAAACAACAGCAAAGUACUUUUAAGCUUAAAGAAGUAGCCCCUUUAAUACUCCAAACAGUCCAAAACAGAUCCUGACAGCAGUAACACAAGCUGGGCAGGGUACACUUCAUGAGACUGGAUCCAGACUGAACUGGGCUGUGGCUUGCGAAGGUGGAUGCCAGGCCAGUAGCCAGCAUGACUCAAACAGCCUGUAGGAGUCAAACUACUGCAGCCACAAAGGGAGGGGGGAAGGGGCCGGGGUGAGGAAAGGGGGGACUCAGACAGGCAGCUGGACGGAGGUCACUAAAUCAUCUCACGGUGUUUACAGCGUCUCGGGUUGUUUUCGUUCAGGCAGGACAGAGCAAAAGGGGUGAAACAACCACAGUAAUGUAGGUUUGUAUUUUUAAGAAGGCUUUGCCCUGCGCAGAGGUUCAGCUUUAUUUUAUUCUUACUCUCGUCUCAGGUGCCAACAGCAGUCGCCUACAGUCUAUACAUGCUGAGCAGGGAAUGGUAAACGUGAGGCAGUUUCCGCAGCAAAUUAGAUGAACCAUGUGCCCAGAGGGAGAGUGUAAUUAGUGUGCAAUGCAAUCUACUUUCUCAAUGCUGAAAAAAAAGGUUGAUUGACUGGAAAAGAUGUAAAAAAAAAUGCUGUUUAUUUUUCACCAAGUGUGGUGUUUGAGUGAGGGAAAAAAACCUGCCAACAAGUGCAUUUCCUCUUUCGAGACUAUCAUGCUGUUUGUGGUUACAAAUACAAAUUUUUGUUUCAGUUA
Epinephelus lanceolatus (giant grouper) is the source of this 2421-nucleotide messenger RNA. RefSeq names its product sarcospan (Kras oncogene-associated gene) (gene sspn). Lineage: Eukaryota; Metazoa; Chordata; Actinopteri; Perciformes; Serranidae. The record is from RefSeq and is a predicted model, not a curated record. Gene Ontology annotation, cellular component: dystrophin-associated glycoprotein complex; sarcolemma.